Larimichthys crocea (large yellow croaker) is the source of this 2457-nucleotide messenger RNA. Its product is annotated as ectonucleoside triphosphate diphosphohydrolase 2. Gene Ontology annotation, cellular component: plasma membrane. The transcript has 9 exons. The record is from RefSeq and is a predicted model, not a curated record. Gene Ontology annotation, biological process: nucleoside diphosphate catabolic process. Gene Ontology annotation, molecular function: ribonucleoside triphosphate phosphatase activity; GDP phosphatase activity; UDP phosphatase activity. The coding region runs from base 134 to 1642 and encodes 502 amino acids. NCBI's taxonomy places the organism in Eukaryota, Metazoa, Chordata, Actinopteri, Sciaenidae.
UCAGACCAAACCCACGAGCCGUCAAACCGUCGUCUAUUUAACGCCCCUUGUCUCCGUGGGUUUCUUUACUGAGCAUCAGGAGCUCUUUGCGCUUUGCAGACCUCUCCGGAGCCUCCGAGCGCACAGAGCCAGCAUGAGCCUCCCGUACUCCAAGAGCAUCCCUGCACUUGUGCUGCUGAUAGUGGCAAUAGUCGGGAUUCUGCUGGUGGCCCUUCCGGCUAGAGAGAUUAAGAUGCCUUCUGAAAACAUGUAUGGAGUCAUUCUAGAUGCAGGCUCGUCCCACACCUCCAUGUACAUCUAUAAAUGGCCAGCUGACAAGCUCAAUGGCACUGGUAUUGUCACCCAGCACAGCGAGUGCGAUGUCAAAGGUGGAGGAAUAUCCAGCUAUUCAGGUGUUCCUGGCGGUGCAGCAAAAAGUCUCGAGACCUGCCUGGAACAAGCUCUGAAGGAUAUCCCAAAAUUCAGGCACCACCAAACUCCGCUCUAUCUAGGAGCUACUGCAGGCAUGAGGCUCUUGAACAUAAUCAAUGCCACAGAGUCCAAGCGUAUAUUGAAGGAAGUGGAAAACAAACUGCGGUCUUACCCUUUCAAAUUCAAAAAUGCAAGCAUCCUGAGUGGACAGGAGGAGGGGGCAUACGGCUGGGUCACGGUCAACUACUUACUUGAAAACUUUGCCAAGUAUGGCUUUGUCGGGCGUUGGCUGAAUCCAGGCAGAGAGACAAUUGGAGCUUUGGAUUUAGGCGGAGCUUCCACUCAGAUUACUUUUGAGACUUCAGAAAAGGUGGAGGAUAAGGAUAACGAGAUGAAGCUGAAUCUUUAUGGAAAAACCUACAGACUAUACACCCAGAGCUUCCUGUGCUACGGUCAAGACCAGGUUUUGAAGAAACUGCUGGCUCAUCUUAUCAAGAUUCAAGGUUUGAAGACCCAGCUGUACCAUCCCUGCUAUCCACCAGGGUUCAACAUAUCCAUCAAGCUGGGAAAGGAUGUCUUUGAUUCUCCGUGUACUAAGAAUGAUAGACCGGCCCAGUUUGACCCUCAGAUGUCUGUAUCUGUCAUGGGCACAGGAAAUUACCAGAACUGCCUUGGCAACGUAACGAAAAUGUUCUCCUUCACCAACUGCUCUUACUCCAAGUGCUCCUUUAAUGGCGUCUUCCAGCCCAGUGUGAGAGGAAACUUCAUGGCAUUCUCUGCAUUUUACUUCACUCACACCUACCUUACCAGCCUCACCAACAUCCCCAUCACAUCACCCAGUCAAAUGAAGAAGGCAAUCAAACUCGCCUGCAACAUGAGCAUUUCUGAGAUGAGUAAAAAGACAGAGCAGUCUGAGAAAUACAUGAAGAAUGUCUGCCCCAUCGCUAAUUUUGUCCAGGUCCUCUUAACGGAGGGCUACAGUUUCAAUGAGAUCUCCCUUCCUUCCAUUUCUUUUCAAAAAAAGGCAGGAGGAGCAUCUGUAGGCUGGGCUUUAGGUUUCAUGUUGAAUGGGACUAAUAUGGUACCAGCAGAGUCACUUGGAGUGAUCAAGGUUCUGCCAUCAGGUCCCUGGGUUGGCAUUCUUAUCCUCUUCAUCACCCUCAUCAUCAUUGCAGUGGGGUACCUAGUGAUGGUCUGCAAAAAGGGUAGAGAUAAAGAAGGCAUGGUGUGACCUUAAUCUAAUCCUAACCCUCGCAGUCCAAUUCAUAUUGCGCACGCGCACGUGUGUACAUGUAAAAAGAUCAACAUGUCGUAUGUCCUGCACAAUUUUCUUUUCAAAUCCGCAAACCUCAUGCUUGUGUGUGAAAACGUGCAUUAAUGUGUGUAAAAUUAAACUCAGGAAUAAACCGUGUUUUUAUGUAAAUGUUGUUUCAUGUUGUCUCACAGCAACUCAAUACAUCACUGUCUCACAAAUCAUAUACAUUACACAGCUGUGGUCAGAGUUAUCUGUGGAGGUGUUCUCUGGACAAAGUUUUUAAUUUAUCAAUUUGAAUUAUCUGUAGUAAUAUGUAUCUGUAGAAAAGUCACAUUUAGGCCUUUUAUGGCUCCUGGUAUAUGAAGGAUUAUUUAGGUGCAGAUGAAAAAUUUAUAAUUUUUCAUAUAUUCACUGGGGCUGGUUUUAGAGAUUCUCUCAGAUAACUGUCUAUAUAAUGUUGUUGACAAAGUGACUAAUUGAUCACCAGUAAAUGUGAUAAGUACAGUCAGAUUUAAAGGUCCAGUGUGUAGAAUUGAAUUGUAUUUAGUGGUGUGAUUCCUGCAUUGCAAUCUCCUCACAUCACUCUCACCUUCCUAGUGUAAAGGAGAAACAAUGCUUGAAAGGCCUUGUGUAGAGUCACUAGCUAUUUAGUUUGUCUGUUCUGGGCUACUGUAGAAACACGUUUCAACAUGGCGGCCUCUAUGAAAGAGAACCCGCUCUCACUUUCACCAUAUGAAAUGAUCAUUUUUAAGUAACAAAAAUAUAAAGAUUCUUAUUUUCAGGUGAUUAUA